AGAGAAUGUGUAAGAAUGGAGGAGACAGUUGCGGAUUUUGGUGAGAGGCUUGCAACACUAUAAUUGUAAAUCUCCAUUGUUAAGUAGUGGAUUCGUCCCGAACCACGUAAAUCUUUCUAUUUGUCUUGCAUUUUAUUUCCAUUCCUCUACUUGCCAAUCGGUUUCCAUUUCUCUAAAAUAAAUCUACAGCUUUUACUAUCUCCAAAAACCAUGUAUAAAUUUGUUCUUCUUCGUUCCAUUCAAAGACGUCUGUGAAAGAAAAGCUGUGGCCUGACUGCAAAUACUUAAACAGUUGCGGAAGACUGCUAGUUGACAACAAAGUUGAUGUUAUCAACUAACUACAUUACAUAUGGAGACAAAUGGCCGAUACGAACAAUCGUUUUGUCGUUGAAUCCAAGAUCGACGAAUGGUGGCGUGUUGUUGUUGUUGUUUGGCUAUGGUUGGAUGGUUCAAUCAAUGCUAGUUGCUACAUAGGUGCUUGCCAGAGCUGAAGCUGUUAGUUGAAAAGUUCCCUGGUGAUUAUGGGGGGAAAACACUCCAGACAACAAAGCUACUAUCGUCCAGCAUAUAAUUAUGGACCUCCCCCAGUUUCAAAUGCUUCACCUUAUCCCUCCUAUUCUAGGAACUAUGCAGAGCGUGAUGUAAGAAAUCGAGUGCAGAGAAGGUACACAAAGAUUCCUGACAGUUACAACUCUAUUGAACAGGUAACGGAGGCUCUUUCUCAAUCAGGCCUUGAAUCUUCAAAUCUCAUUAUUGGAAUUGAUUUCACAAAGAGCAAUGAAUGGACCGGUGCAAGAUCUUUCAACCAUAAGAGUUUGCAUCAUCUUGGGGAAUCUCCAAAUCCCUAUGAACAGGCAAUAUCCAUAAUUGGAAGGACUCUUUCAAGUUUUGAUGAGGACAACCUUAUUCCUUGUUUUGGCUUUGGAGAUGCAUCAACACAUGAUCAGGAGGUUUUCAGCUUUUAUCCAGACAAUAGGCCCUGUAAUGGCUUUGAGGAGGCACUAACACGAUAUAGGGAAUUGGUUCCACAACUUCAUUUAGCCGGGCCAACAUCUUUUGCUCCAAUAAUUGAAACUGCAAUAGGUAUUGUGGAGAAUAGUGGUGGACAGUAUCAUGUUCUUCUGAUCAUUGCAGACGGACAGGUUACAAGGAGUGUCGAUACAGAAUAUGGCCAGUUGAGUCCACAGGAGGAUGAUACAAUUAAUGCAAUAGUCAAAGCAAGUGAAUACCCAUUGUCAAUUGUUUUGGUUGGUGUUGGUGAUGGACCCUGGGACAUGAUGCACGAGUUUGAUGACAACAUUCCUGCUCGAGCAUUCGACAAUUUUCAGUUUGUGAAUUUUACAGAAAUCAUGUCAAGAAAUAUUCCUGCUGCCAAGAAAGAAACAGACUUUUCCUUGGCAGCACUUAUGGAAAUACCUUCACAGUACAAAGCAACACUAGAGCUCCAUCUCCUGGGCCGCCGGAGAGGGACCCAAGGGAGGAUUCCUAUUCCUCCUCCAGUCAUUGGUUACAAUUCCAGAAAUUCCAGUUUUAGGUACUCACGCUCAAGUAGCUUUGGAAAUGGUACUGGAUAUCACAACAGUUCCCAUACUCCUCCAGUAGAAAUUCCUUCACGCAAUAGUCCAAGUCCACACAACAACCACAACAACCAGACUUGUCCUGUUUGCUUCUGGAGUGCCAAGGAUCUUGCCUUUGGAUGUGGCCAUCAGACAUGCUAUGAUUGUGGAAGAGAAUUGACUUCAUGUCCUAUUUGCCGAGCCAAUAUAACCACAAGGAUAAAGUUGUAUUAAUAACACUCUACAACACAAUGUAGCAAUUUAGAAGGUUGGAGUGAAGUUCUAUUCAUAAGCAAGAGGGUUUGGGUUAGCUCUUCUGUUUCAUGAUCAUUUAGUUGUAUGUUUUGUAAAUAGUCACUAUUUUGAAGGUUCUUGUCUUUGAUCAUCAUGCCAGGAAAAAGAACCCCAACUGCUUGUGCAAUGAUGAUCCUAAAUCAGUUAAUCCUAUAGCUCUGUAAUUUCAUAUGAAAUGUUUCCAAAAUUAUGAAAAGGUUUGUUGUUAUUCAUAUUUUCUACAAAGCAGCAUAUUAUGAAUUGA
Molecule: messenger RNA, 2094 nt
Organism: Nelumbo nucifera (sacred lotus)
Lineage: Eukaryota; Viridiplantae; Streptophyta; Magnoliopsida; Proteales; Nelumbonaceae
Product: E3 ubiquitin-protein ligase RGLG2-like
Biological process (GO): protein ubiquitination
Cellular component (GO): nucleus
Molecular function (GO): ubiquitin-protein transferase activity
Source: RefSeq, a predicted model, not a curated record